This is a messenger RNA of Pseudocercospora fijiensis CIRAD86, 315 nucleotides long. RefSeq lists its product as uncharacterized. Bases 1 to 315 code for a protein of 104 amino acids. Lineage: Eukaryota; Fungi; Ascomycota; Dothideomycetes; Mycosphaerellales; Mycosphaerellaceae. The transcript is spliced from 2 exons. The record is from RefSeq and is a predicted model, not a curated record. Gene Ontology annotation, biological process: protein targeting to ER. Gene Ontology annotation, cellular component: endoplasmic reticulum membrane; signal peptidase complex.
AUGGACGCCCUCCUCGAGCAAGCCCGCACAAUCUACGAAGGCGAAAUCGACUUCAAAGGCCAACAACUCGCCGAGUACAUCACAUACGGCUUGCUGUCUAUCGUGGGCGCAAUCGCAUUCCUCGCCGGCUUCAUCUCGCAGAAUAUCUACCAAACGCUAUAUAUCGGGCUCGGCGGCACGGCGCUCUGUUUCCUGAUCGUCGUCCCGCAAUGGCCUUUCUUCAACCAGAAUCCACAACCGUUCUUGCCGUCGAGGAAGGCGUCUAGUGGGAUUCAGGGUUUGACAAUUGAGGUGGAUGGGAAGAAAGUGAGCUAG